Messenger RNA from Triplophysa dalaica, 3690 nucleotides. RefSeq names its product pyridoxal-dependent decarboxylase domain containing 1 (gene pdxdc1). Gene Ontology annotation, molecular function: carbon-carbon lyase activity; pyridoxal phosphate binding. The transcript has 24 exons. Gene Ontology annotation, biological process: carboxylic acid metabolic process. The record is from RefSeq and is a predicted model, not a curated record. The coding region runs from base 166 to 2514 and encodes 782 amino acids. Lineage: Eukaryota; Metazoa; Chordata; Actinopteri; Cypriniformes; Nemacheilidae. Gene Ontology annotation, cellular component: intracellular membrane-bounded organelle.
GCAUGACACCAGGAAGUAACACCAUUAAAUUGACUGUACAAAUAGCGACACGCAAGGAUACGAAAGCAGGAUUUCGGUGCUUUUGGGAUUUUUAUCUGAAUAUUUAUAGCCCGCGAGGACGUACAGGGACGCCGGAAGUCCCUGCGACUCGAUUUUCACCAUUGCAUGGAUAAUCCGCCGGUAAAGAUGAUGGACUCUACACUCACCGAGAUGGGGAACCAUCUCUCUGAUGCUAUGAAGAUUUUGGAAAGUGGGAAUUUAGAGACAGAACCGGUAACAGAAAGAAGAAAGCUGAGUUGGAAAGACAUUCCAGGACCUUUACAAGGAGAUGGACAGGAUGUUGUGAGCGUACUACAGCUGGUACAGAACCUGAUGCAUGAAGAUGAUGACAAACAGAGUAAUCGCAGGAUGCAGUAUGUUGGAGAGCAGGGACACAUGGCUCUAUUGGGACACAGUCUGGCAGCAUAUAUUUCUGUCUUGGACCGAGAGAGAUUUAGAAAGCUGACCACACGCAUCCUGUCUGAUACCACUCUCUGGCUUUGCAGGCUUUUCAAAUAUGAAAAUGGCUCGGCUUAUUACCACGAAGACGAUCGUGAUGGACUGCUAAAAGUGUGUCGGUUGGUCAUUAACACACAUUACGAGGACUAUGCUACUGAGGGCUUUACGGUCCUCAGCUCUAAACAGCCUGUUAUUUACCAAAGUGCUGCAUGCAGACCUGGCCUGGGACAACAUCUCUGCAGCCAGCUGGGUCUGCCUCUCUCAAGUCUUUGUAUUGUUCCCUGUAACACCAUGUUUGGCUCACUGCACCAAAUGGAUGUUGCACUUCUUGACAAACUCAUUAAAGAUGAUCGCGAGUCAGGGAAGAUUCCACUGCUGUUGAUAGCGAAUGCUGGAACGCCAGGUGCAGGUCAUACUGACAAACUCAGUCGUUUGAAAGAGCUCUGUGAUCAGGACAAAAUGUGGCUCCAUGUAGAGGGGGUGAAUUUGGCAACACUUGCUCUUGGUCAAGCCGCCACCUCUGUUGCGGCUGCCACCAAGUGUGAUAGUAUGACAUUAACUCCGGGACCUUGGUUGGGUCUGCCGGCUGUUCCUGCUGUCACUCUUUACAGACAUGAUGAUCCUGCUCUGUCUCUCUCAGCUGGUCUGACAUCAAGCCAACCAGUAGAGAAGCUGCGGGCUCUGCCUCUUUGGCUGUCCCUGCAGUACCUGGGGCAUGAUGGGAUUGUAGAGAGGAUUAAGCAGGCCACGCAACUAAGCCAACAGCUGUUGGAGCACUUAAAGACACUGGCUUCAAUAAAAACCUCGGAUGUCCUUGACAGUGAAGUGUCUCUCGUCGAGGCUUUGCACAUGGUGGAGGAUGAACUGAAUUCACCAGUGGUGGUGUUCAGAUUUUCUCAAGACAACAGUGCUUCAUCGAGCGGCGGCUCAGUAGAGGGAAAUGUUGCAGAGGAGAGAGAGAUUCUUGAUGCGCUAAACAGAUGGUUGGGUGAGCAGUUGGCGCAGCAGGUGCCCAUGAGUGGUGUGGAUGUGGUUGAGCUGGAAGAUGAGGGCACAUGUGUUCGUUUUAACCCCCUCAUGACCGCAGCAGCGCUUGGCACUCAGGAGAAUGACGUGGCUUUACUGGUGGAGAAGUUGGGAGAGAUGAUUCCAGUGUUGAGCUGCACUUUGCGCUUCAGACAGGACUUUAAAGAUGAGGUCUUACAACAAGCUUCACUCUCUUAUAUUGAGGAUCUGAGCUGGCCCGGUCUUGGAGGCGUGAGAUAUGAGCCCAGAAACACAGACCUUGAUGAAGACAAGAGAAAAAAGAGGGUGGAGAGAGUCAACGGUGAUUUGCUUAAGAAACUGAAGGAGCUGGAUACAGACCUGAACUUCUCUGUCGGCCCUGAGUUUUGUGAAGAGAAAAAUAGCAUAUUUAUUGGAAUGGCAACUGAGGACCUGGAUGUGGCCGAGUUGGUGGGAACUGUUGUAUCUCUUGGCAGACACAUUGAGGAAAGUGGAAAGUUAUUUGAGAACAUGACAGAAGUAGUAAUGCGAGGCAUUCAGGAGGCGGAGUUGCAGCUUCAGAAAGCCAAUGAAGAGAAGCUCAUAGAAGAGGGUGUACUUCGACAGAUACCUCUGGUGGGCUCUAUGCUCAACUGGUUCUCUCCAGUACAAGCCUCUGUGAAAGGAAGGACAUUUAACCUGGCUGAAGGUUCUCUAGACAGCACUGAGCCCGUGUACUCCGUUAAAGCCCAGAUGACUAAAGAGUCCUCCCUUGAUUCCCCCAGCAACGACUGGAUUCCAGGCAAAAAACUCUUUCAGCGUCAUGGGGCGAGCUCGGAUUCUAUUAGUGAUACCAGCUCUGUUGGCCAGCUGGACGAAUCGUUCAGGGACACGGCACCAAUCCAGGCUGCUGAUGAAGAUGUGGCAGAGGUUCCUCAGGAAAAUCCUUCACAUGCAGAAGAGGAAACCAUCUCAACAGAUCAACGUGUACCUGAGGGCCAGGACACAGAGAGUUCUGAUGCUCUUAGAUAAGACCAUUCUCAGGUGGAUGUCAAUGCAGUUGUGCUCUGUUAAAGAGGAACCUGCAUCUGUGACCUUGAUGCCUUGAGCGAGUCACUUCUAAAAUUAAGGAAUGAAGCAGCUUUAAACACAAAUAACACUGGAAUUUCAUAAAAAUACACUCUAAAUAUAUGUCCAAAUCUCAGAUCCCACAGCCGUAGUGAUUAAAUAAGCAAUUGCACACUUUUAUUUUGGUUAAGGCGGGGUCUCUUCACAGUUCUAUUGGUGCACUGCCAGUAUAUCCUUGCAAUAUGGGUGACUUAAGAUUUCUUUAGAUUUUGGUUGUGGAUGCUUUCCCCUACUCCAUCUGUAGGUCUGUUUAACAGGUUUUGUCGGCACACAUUAUUUACGCAACGAAAGGGCUGUUGUGGCCAAGCUGUCAUGAUUAUUAAUGUUAAAAACGGUUGUCAAAAUGUCUUGCCAAAAGUUUGCUUCACCCAUUCUCCAAAGGGAGAGACUUAUAAAGAGGUUGUGACGCUGGAAGACUCUUGCAGCUAAUCAAACGAUAGCCUUAUUGCACUUUUAUGUACACAGUGUCACACCUUAAUCAGAACAGCUGAUUGUUUAUUUAUUCCAUAAAUAAUUCCCCUGGUGACUAUUUAGAGACACUUGUAAAUUUACUGUAAUUCCACUGAAGUGUGAAGACCUCAAAUAACACAAAUAUCCAUCCAGCACUCUUGGCUUUACCAAUGGUGAAAUGAUUAUAAUACUGCUGUCACUGUGAAGAAUGUUUCAGAAAUGUUUCUUUGAGUAUAGUUGUUACAUUUUUAGGAUGUUUAUGAAGGUUAACUAUUAUGUACAGACAUGAAGAGUCUUAUGUUGUUUACAAUGUUGAAUGUGCUAGCACACAUUAACAUUGCUACUAAAAUAUGAUUCAUUCAUAAUCGGCAAACUAAUAUUGUACAAAUAGUCCAUCCAUUAGUAUCAUUUUUAAACCACUACAACAACAUUGCGUCCAUCUGUUUAACGUGAUUGUGCUUCCUUUUUUCAAAACUAUAAUUUUUUAAAUGAUGCAAUAAAUCAAUGGGAGUUUAUUCGGGAAGAGGUAACUCUUGUGUCAAAAUAGAGUGUUUUUUAUAAUGACAAUAAUGUUAUUUUACAAUGAGCUAUUAUAUAAAUGUCAAUAAAACUAGCACUAAAGAAAUGUCA